This is a messenger RNA of Zygosaccharomyces rouxii, 4263 nucleotides long. It is a transcript of the gene MET5, whose product is annotated as sulfite reductase (NADPH) subunit beta. The record is from RefSeq and is a predicted model, not a curated record. Gene Ontology annotation, cellular component: sulfite reductase complex (NADPH). NCBI's taxonomy places the organism in Eukaryota, Fungi, Ascomycota, Saccharomycetes, Saccharomycetales, Saccharomycetaceae. The transcript has a single exon. The coding region runs from base 1 to 4263 and encodes 1420 amino acids. Gene Ontology annotation, biological process: sulfate assimilation. Gene Ontology annotation, molecular function: heme binding; sulfite reductase (ferredoxin) activity; iron-sulfur cluster binding.
AUGACAACUUCCAACGCUUGUACAUUAUCAGAGGCACUUCUGAAAUAUGCCCAGGCGGUGGAUUCCUUCAAAUUUUUUUUCACUACUGCCAUCAAGGAUACAAAGUCUGAAUUUGCAAGUUUUCCUCAUGCCGUUCAAUUGUUGAACAAUGCAGAUCCCUUAGGAGAAGUGAUUGAGCAAAUCUCCAAGGAUCGCCUGACAACAUUAGUAACCGAUGAAGCCACUUUAGUCAAAUCAUUACCUCACUUGCAAGGUUUACAAGGUCACCCAAUCGUAAUCAAUGUGGAUUUGUCAUUACAAGACUAUUCAGUGAUUCCAUUUUUUAAGGAUCUCUCUAUCCCCAUUUUAAUUUCUUCCAAUGAGAAAAUCUUCGAUGUUAACGCUCAAAGAUCUCUAGACAUUGCCUCUAAAUGCUUAAGACCAGUGUUGCAUUUCAUCAAUUUUAAGAAUCUGAAGCACAAAGUGGAAGCUGAUGUGAAACCAACACAGCUUGCUGAAGAACCAGCUGAUCUGGAUGCUUUAGAUUUAGGUAGCAAAUUCGAUAUUAUUUCUACAAGUAAAACUCCUACCACUGCUGUGAUCAAUUAUUCAGCAUGCGAUUUUAGCUCAGUGCUACCUAAUGACACUAGUCUGGUUCAAAUUAAUGUUUACAGACCUUGGAGUAUACAAGAUCUGCUAACCGCUUUACCCAAUUCCAUUAAGAAAGUUGUUGUGGCCCAAAGUGCAACCCAAAAAUCAGAACAAAAUGGGUUUGAACCAUUGUUGUUAGAUUUCUUUCAAGAUUUCGACUCUUUGAUCGAGAAAGGUAUUGACCAAGUUAUAAUAUCCAAUAUCGGUUUGGUUACCGAUUUAAGCGCUGUUCUGGGUGAAAUUAUUAGUAAUGUCAAUUCAAAGGAACCAAAUCUGUCACUUUUCGUUGGUGAGCAAGUAAAAGAAAAGGAGACAAUUGAAGAAUUGAGCUCCCUGAAGAACGUUCUAGAUCUUGAAAAUGCCUACAUGAAAGUAAUAAGACAGCUGUUUACUUCAAAUUCGAACUUUUUAAACGAGUACACCAGUGAAACAGUUCAACAAAAUAAUCCAGAGUAUGGUUAUGGUUUGUUUUUAAACCAAAACAAAAGACGUGAAGAAUUGGUUGCUUUGGCAAGACGUUCUUUAGACCCAUCUCUUUACGGUACUACGGAUGCUGUUUCAUUCGUUCAACUACUUGGUAAGUGGGUUUCCUACCACGACCAAUCGCUGGACGAGUCCGCUUUGAAGGAGGCUAACGUUGUUAGUCAACAGGUGUUUGAAUUUUUACAAAAACAUGGAGAUUCAAAGAAGGCUUCUGAGUUUCUACAAUUAGGCUCUGACGAAGAAUCCUAUGUCUUCAAAUCCACUUGGUUGGUGGGUUCUGAUGCAUGGUCCUACGAUUUGGGUAACUCUGGUGUUCACCAAGUACUUUCCGGUAAAAAGAACAUCAACGUUCUAUUAAUUGACUCUGAACCAUUUGAACAUAGAAAGGAGACUCAACAGAGAAAGAAGGAUGUAGGUCUUUAUGCCAUGAACUUUGGUCAUGUUUACGUCGCUUCAGUGGCAGUCUACUCUUCGUAUUCACAGCUACUGACGGCAUUCAUUGAAGCCUCCAGAUACAAUGGACCAUCCAUUGUUCUUGCCUACUUGCCUUAUCACUCUGAAAGAGACACUCCUUUGGAAAUCCUUAAGGAGACUAAGAAGGCAGUGGGAUCUGGUUAUUGGCCAUUGUUCAGAUAUGACCCAAGCAAAGAGGAUGAUGAAGCUUUUGUCCUUGAUUCCUCUGUGAUUAGAAGAGAGUUGCAAACCUUCCUAGACAGAGAAAACAGAUUAACCUUAUUGUCCAAGAAAUACCCUGACUUUUCUAGAAAUCUUGUACAAUCGGCUAGCGAUAAGGUGACCAAGAAACAAGAACGUAGAGCCAAGCAAGCUUACGAACAACUGCUAGAAGGCUUAAGCGGACCACCAUUGCACGUUUACUUUGCAUCUGAUGGUGGUAAUGCGGCCUCUUUAGCUAAGAGAUUAAGCAAUAGGGCUGCUGCCAGAGGUCUGAAGGCAACUUGCCAAUCCAUGGACGAGAUCGAUCUAGAAGAUUUGCCUGGUGAAGAAAAUGUGAUUUUUAUUACUUCUACUGCCGGUCAAGGUGAAUUCCCACAAGACGGUAAGGGUUUCUGGGAUGCCUUGAAAGGUUCUACAGGUAUGGACUUGGGAUCUCUAAAGUUCUCUGUUUUUGGUUUAGGUGACUCGCUUUACUGGCCACGUAAGGAAGACAAACAUUAUUACAACCGUCCAUCCAGAGAAUUGUUCAAGAAACUGGAAAUUUUGGCUGCCAAGGCCAUCGUUCCAUUGGGUCAAGGUGAUGACCAAGACGCUGAUGGUUACCAAACGGCUUAUGGUCCAUGGGAAGAAGAAUUAUGGGAAGCCCUUGGUGUCUCCGGUGCCAAUGUUGCUGAUGAACCAAAGCCAUGGACUAACGAAGAUAUGAAGAUUAACUCUGAUUUCUUGAGAGGUACCAUUGUUCCAGGUUUGGAAGAUGAAUCGACUGGUACCAUUCACGCACAUGACCAGCAAUUGACCAAGUUCCACGGUUGCUAUAUGCAGGAUGACCGUGAUGUUAGGGAUGUUCGUAAGGCACAAGGCAUGGAACCAUAUUACGCCUUCAUGGCCAGAAUCAGAUUACCAGGUGGUAAGGCUAACCCAGAACAAUGGUUGAUUUUGGACAGACUUUCCAAUGAGAGCGGUAAUGGCACUAUGAAGUUGACCACCAGAGCUACUUUCCAAUUACAUGGUAUAGUGAAGAGAAACCUAAAACACACCAUUAGAGGUAUGAACUCUACAUUGAUGGAUACUUUGGCCGCUUGUGGUGACGUUAACAGAAACGUUAUGCUUUCAGCCAUUCCUCACAAUGCUAAAAUUCACCAACAGAUUUCUGACUUCGGCUACAAGGUCUCUGAGUACUUCUUGCCCAACACCACUGCUUACCACGAAAUCUGGUUGAACGGAGUAGAUGAUCGUGAUUAUGAUCCUAACUGGCCUUCAAUCUUUGAAAACAGGAAAGAUGGUCCUACAAAGAAAAAGACUAAAGUUAGUGGUGGUGCUCUGGUGGAUGUCGAGCCCCUUUAUGGUCCUACUUACUUGCCAAGAAAGUUCAAAGUUAACAUUGCCGUUCCACCAUACAAUGAUGUGGAUGUGUGGUCUAGUGAUGUUGGUUUAGUCACUAUUGUUGACCCAGAAACUCAAGAGGUGACUGGUUAUAACAUGUAUGUCGGUGGUGGUAUGGGUACUACUCACAAUAACAAGAAGACUUACCCAAGAACAGGUUCUUUGUUCGGUUAUUUACCAGUAUCUGACGUUAUCAAAGCUAUUGAAGGUGUUAUGAUUGUUCAAAGGGAUAAUGGUGAUCGUAACGACCGUAAGCACGGCCGUUUAAAGUACACCAUCGACGAUAUGGGUGUUGAUAUUUACAAGUCUAAGGUGGAAGAACACAUGGGUAGGAAAUUUGAACCAGGAAGACCAUUCGAGAUUAAGGAUAACCAUGACUACUUUGGCUGGGUCAAGGAUGAGACGGGCAUGAAUCACUUUACCGCCUUUAUCGAAAAUGGUAGAGUCGAGGACACUGUUGAGUUACCUCAGAAGACCGGUAUGAAGAAGGUUGCUCAGCUAAUGCAAAAGCAUGGCUCUGGUCAUUUCAGACUAACAGGUAAUCAACAUGUUGUAAUUUGUGAUAUAAAGGACGAGCAUUUGGAUGAAGUCAAGAAAGUUCUUCACAAGUAUAAGUUGGAUAAUACCGACUUCAGUCCAUUAAGAUUGCAUUCUGCCUCCUGUGUCGGUCUUCCAACUUGUGGUUUGGCUAUGGCAGAAUCUGAACGUUAUCUACCUGAGUUGAUCAGUAAAGUGGAGGACAUUCUGGAAGAGCUAGGAUUGCGUCACGACUCUGUUGUGAUGAGGAUGACUGGUUGUCCCAACGGUUGCGCUCGUCCAUGGUUAGGUGAAGUUGCCUUAAUUGGUAAGGCACCAGAGACUUACAAUUUAAUGCUUGGUGGUGGUUACUACGGUCAAAGAAUCAACAAGCUAUACAGAGCAUCCGUCAAGGAGGAAGAGAUACUAGAAAUCCUAAAAGACCUAUUUAAGAGAUGGUCUCAAGAGAGAGAGGAAGGUGAACACUUCGGUGACUUCUUGAUCAGAGUCGGUGUGAUUGCACCAACUUUAGAAGGUAAAUACUUCCACGAUGAUAUUCCAGAGGAAACUGUGUGA